GCAUGGUGGGGGAAGGUGAAUCCUUCUCAGGCUGAUAACCAGUAGUGGGAUUCAAAUAAGCACCAUUUUAACAACCGGUUCUGCGAACCUGCACCACUGCUGAUAACACAGGAGUGCUUCACCCGGGCAAGAAGCCCACUACAGCUAAUAAGUGCUGUGCGAAAUCAAGCUGCUAAAGUACAAUCGAGAGGGACGGGGAGACAGACGAAGAACGCGACAAGGAGGGUUAACUGCAUGGAGCAAGACCGGUGGCCGGAGUUGGCCGAGUGCGUUGGUGCUCCGUCCGGCCACUCGGCGCGCGGCAUUCGAAUAGCAAACAGAUCGGGAGCCGCGUGCUUGGCCGCUGAGGAAGGCGAGACGGGGCGGUCGGUUGGCCCUGCGCGGGGCGAGGGUGCGCUCAGAGGGGCCGAGAGGAAACAGGGCCGCGGUGUGUGUGUUUGGGGGCUUCUGUACUCUGAGCGGCAUUUCCCGGAGGACGCGGCCGAGGAGAAUUCCCGCCUGCUGCUCCUUCAGCCCACUGUUUAGCUCGAUGUAGCAUCGACUAUGUCGACUAUCCCCCCCCAAUCCACCGCCUCCAAGCCGGUGAGGGCGUCCGAGAACUUCCGCGCGAUUGAUUAUGUCGUCUUCGCGGCUAUGCUGAUCAUCUCCGCGUUCAUCGGCAUGUAUUACGCCUACAAGGGAGUCCACAAAUGUCACAAGGACUACCUGAUAGCAGGCCGCAAGCUCUCUGGUCCGCCGGUGGCGCUCUCCCUGACGGCCAGCUUCAUGUCGGCGGUGACGGUGCUGGGCACUCCGGCCGAGGUCUACCGCUUCGGGGCCAUGUUCGGGGUCUUCGCUAUCUCCUACGUCCUGAUGGUGGUUAUCACCGCUGAAGUCUUCCUGCCCAUCUACUACCGGCUGGAGAUCACCAGCGCCUACGAGUAUUUGGAGCUUCGCUAUAAUAGAUACCUGCGUCUUACUGGAACAACAAUGUUUAUGAUACUAACAAUACUAUAUACUGGAAUUGUUAUAUAUUCUCCAUCCCUGGCUCUAAAUCAAGUUACAGGAUUUCAGUUGUGGGGAUCUGUUAUUGCCACAGGAGUAGUCUGUACUUUCUAUUGUACACUGGGUGGCCUAAAGGCAGUAGUCUGGACAGAUGUUUUCCAGUUUACACUGAUGAUAUCAGGAUUCCUAACAGUGAUUAUACGAACGAUGAUUAUUAAAGGAGGAAUCGGUAAUGUUCUAAAAGAUGCUCGCCAAGGAGGUAGACUGAGGAUCUGGGACUUUAACCCAAGUCCUAUGCAAAGACAUACAUUCUGGACACUCAUUGUUGGUGGCACUUUCACUUGGCUUGGCAUCUAUGGAGUUAAUCAAUCUCAAGUUCAACGAUAUCUUGCUUGCAAAACACGAUUUCAUGCAAAACUUGCUCUGUAUUUAAACCUUGUGGGUCUCUGGAUAGUUCUCUCUUCUGCAGUGAUGAGUGGACUCUCAAUGUACUCUGUAUACAAGGACUGCGACCCAUUGACUUUAGGGCUUGUGAAGGCACCGGAUCAGCUCAUGCCUUUUUUGGUAUUGGACAUUUUGGGAGAUUUCCCAGGUAUUCCAGGACUCUUUGUGGCUGCAACCUACAGUGGGACAUUAAGUACAGUGUCUUCCAGUAUCAAUGCAUUAGCUGCCGUAACUGUGGAGGACCUUGUCAAACCUUAUUUUGGAACACUGACUGAAGCCCAGUUGGCAUGGAUUUCCAUGGGAAUGAAUAUUCUGUUUGGUGGAGUAUGCCUAGGGAUGGCUGGACUAGCAUCUCUUAUGGGUGGCCUGUUGCAGGCUGCACUCAGCAUUUUUGGAAUAGUAGGUGGACCUCUCUUCGGAAUAUUUUCUUUGGGUAUUCUUUUUCCUUUCGGGAAUGCUAAAGGUGCAUUUUCAGGUCUUAUUAGUGGCUUUAUUGUAGGCAUGUGGGUUGGAACUGGUUCCCACUUUCACCGCCCACCUCCUCACAGAACUUUGCCGUUACCCCUUUCAACUGCAGGGUGUGAAAAAUUCAAUUUGACGACAGCUGCACCAUUCACUACUCUUUCAACAGGUCCAACUCCUACAAGAUCUCACAUUCAUGAUAAUUGGUACUCGGUGUCCUACUUAUACUUCAGCACAUUGGCAACACUGUUCACAGUUAUUGUGGGAGUAAUUGUGAGCUUAUCAACAGGAGGAUUAAAGCAAGAGGUGGACCGUAGACUUUUAUUUGGCAAAGAGGAGUUAAUGUCCAACUAUAUGUACUUGAAAGCUAAGUUUGGAACACCAGCUGAAAAAAUUCAUCCAACAGAGGAGGAAAAUCCUGAGUAAGGUUGUUUGGUCCAGCAAUCUAGAUUCACUGCUACGUGAGGCAUUCCACUGCGCAAGAUGUCUUUGAAGAGCAGGACACUCCUAGAAACAUUUCUAAAAGAGCUGCACUGAAUGCUGCCAAACAUAAUACUGAGAAACGUUUGUGCAUUUUAACCAAAUAAGGGAAAUCUUUUUUUUAAUAAUUUUGAAAAAGUUGGUUUGAUAAAUAGAUGUAGAUUGGAGAAAAUUACUCCAUUUUAGUAAUGCAUAAAUGAGAACCUACCAAAAACCCACAAAAUAAUUUUAAAAUUUUGGGCAUCUUUCUGGUUGAUUGAGGAAUAUAAAAUAUGGUUUUCUUUGAAUGUUUGGCACAUCUGAAUAGAAGAACCUUUAUGCUGUGAAUGCUUUACAAAUUGUAAAUUUUACAUUUUUACCCUGGAUAUUGCAAUGAAUAUUAAGAACCAAAAUAAAUCUGUUCAAAUUGUU
This is a messenger RNA of Sphaerodactylus townsendi, 2781 nucleotides long. RefSeq names its product sodium-coupled monocarboxylate transporter 1-like. The transcript is spliced from 15 exons. Gene Ontology annotation, biological process: sodium ion transport; propanoate transmembrane transport. The record is from RefSeq and is a predicted model, not a curated record. Gene Ontology annotation, cellular component: membrane. Gene Ontology annotation, molecular function: organic acid:sodium symporter activity. The coding region runs from base 544 to 2316 and encodes 590 amino acids. Lineage: Eukaryota; Metazoa; Chordata; Lepidosauria; Squamata; Sphaerodactylidae.